AUGGCUACAGGAAUGAUAUUAGACCGUGCAGAUCAAUAUUUAACAGAGAGAAUUACCGAUGGUGCUGGUGGUAAAGAAUUUCAGGAUCAAAAAAUAUCACGACAUCAACAAUUUUGCAAUCGUUGCAACAGAUACAUUCUUCGAGCAAUAUUCGCCUAUCAUUAUGAACAUAAUUGUCAUAAUCCAAACGAAGAGCAAGAGAAUCAAGAACCACCUUCAUCAACAAGAUUUAGAACAAUAAUAGCUGAUGAAGAUGACAAUCAAAAGUUUGAAACAACGUUUCACGAUGAUAUGUAUAAUGAUGAUCAAAAUAGAUUUCAACGUUCACAUUCAUCAAUGCAUCAUCGAGGAGAUCAUAAUCCAAUACGCGAUACAGUUUUUCGAACAGAUUCAAGUGGAAAAAUUCUUGGUAUAACAUCGUUGAGUAAUAAACGUGAACAAAGAAAUAAUGGCGGAAGAAAUGGUAAUACAGAUAAUGAUGAAAAUAUAGUCUCUUGUGAAUAUUGUAACCAGCUUUGUGCACUUACCGACUUUGAUCAUCAUAAAAAAUAUUGUUUGCGAAAUCCGUCAGCAAAGGCUAACAAUCGAACACGAACACAUGAAGCGCAAACAGCAAGAACAGUUGAAAACGAUAUUGAACUUCCAUGUGAAUAUUGUAAUAAAUUAGUUAAUAUUGAAGAUUUUCAAGAACAUAUGACACAGUGUACCAAUUUGGAUCGAAACCGUAUUCAAAAUCAUCGACGGAAAAUCGAAAGCGAUUCUGUCAUUGGGAAAAUACCAUGUGAACAUUGUAAUACACUCUGUGAUUUUGAUGAAUUAAAUAUACAUGAAAUGGACUGUGUAAAAAGUCCGAGAAAUAUCGCAUAUGCGGCACAAAAAGAAAAACGUUCAACAAUACGAGAUUUGAAUACAAGCAAUAUGCAUAAACCUACAGCUACGGCAAAUCGAAACAACAAUAAGUCAGAUACAAUCUUAGAUCCAUCCAGUCUCUAUACGAGACCACGAAAAAAUACCAAAGGUCAAAUCCAAAGUACUCCGGAUCGAACUGAUACUAAUAAGAAACGGAGUCAAUCUGCUGAAGAAAAUCGUGCUCAAUAUACGAGCAUCGAUAUUGAUCGUACAAAAGAAGCAAAUAGUAACAUACCAAUAACGACGACAACACGAAGAGUUGAUAGCUACGGUUUCGGUUUAGAUCGUUCAGGUCCUCGGUCAAGAGAGAAUUUAUUUAAAAAAAGCUUUGACGAUGAUAAUAAUUAUUUGCAACCGUCAGCAAGGCCAUACGACAAUAUGCCAUCUUCUCUCAUAAAUCGACAAGGUAUUUUAUUAAAUAAUCAUGCUAAUACAAAACGAUCAGCAAAAAUUCCAUCCCCAACAACUGAUUUUCUUACACCUGUACGUUCAAAGGAUGAUCGCUCAAAAUUUACUCUAUCAAGAACGUCAAAUGAUCGUAUUCCAAUACGCGCUGAUCCUGGUAAAACGUUUAGUGAUCUAAAAGAUAGUUCAUCAUUGCGGUCAUAUCAUAAACAGUUUGAAAUUUGA
This is a messenger RNA of Didymodactylos carnosus, 1539 nucleotides long. Lineage: Eukaryota; Metazoa; Rotifera; Eurotatoria; Philodinida; Philodinidae. The record is from the annotation of a GenBank genome assembly.